ACAAUACAAUUCAUGAACAAUGAUAUAUUAGGUAACCAUUACAGAAAUAUCAUUGUCAUGAAUAUGGAGAAAUCAACCUAUGACCUAAGCAAAACACCAAACGUUGGACUGGUAGGGAAUAUCAUUGCUAACAACACUUAUUCAUCCGGCAACAGCGAACGUCAGUCAUCAAAGCCCCCAGUGACAGCUGCUCUCGUUUUAGAUGGUUAUGGAAAUGUCUGCAUUCAAAACAACACGCUUCAAAACCCGGGCCUAGAGGCAGAGGUGUAUGUCAGGACUCGCUCUACAAAAUGGACAGACAUAAUUGAAGCCAGAUACAACACGUGGGGAUGUGAAAAUACCCGUUGCGUGAGAAAAGGUAUAUAUGACGCACACAACGACAUGUAUCUACCGGAAGUGCGAGUACUGCCAUUUGUGUCAAGAUCGAACGAGUUGGUGUACACUCCUGACGUCACAGAGGGACUUCCACAAGGAAACGUCCUUGGCGGGUGGCUGAACAAGUCCAUCACAUUAGAAGCAGCAGGUUCUCCAUUCUAUCUAAAAGAAGAUUGGACUAUUUUACCCGGUGUUGAGGUUUUCAUUGAACCUGGUGUUUGGAUUAAGCCAGCAACGGACAAAGGGAUCCUCGUUCUGGGACGGAUAGUUGCCAGGGGAGAAAAGAGAAAAAAGGUUGUCUUUGGCUGUCAAUACCAAACAGCUCAUUGUUCUUUUUGGCAAGGAUUGGUGUUUGCUUCUGAUGACGUCAGAACUAGUCCUUCGGAAUUGCUCUUUGUAGACGUUUUUAAUGCAGGUUACAAAGGAAACACGUACGGCGCAGCUGUGCAGUCUUUCAGCCCCAGGAUAAUCAUACAGAACUCACGAGUGGUCCAGUCAAGGUUGAACGGUAUUGAACUAAUUGGACCAGCAGUGAAAUCUAUCAUCAUUAAACGAAAUGAGUUCCUUAACAACAGAGGGGUUGGGAUAAAUGCUGUUAUGGCUUACGCAAGAAGUAUACCACUGAAAUCUAAGGCAAAACAAGAAUAUGUGGGAUGGCCAAGUGACGUUUAUGGGGUCGAUAAUAUUUGCGAAAGAAAUUCCAAAAUGCUCAUUGUUAAAGACAGAGCUUUGGUUUAUUAUUCUCAUGGAAAACAACAUGCAGGAAAUUAUUUUAAUUGCACGCGUGCAAUACGUUCUGAACUUGGACAAAAUAUCACAAUCCAAAUUUUACAGUUUAAUCUGCAAUAUUUUCAACUGGAAAUAUUCCAAGGAUCGUCUCCUCUUCACUCAAGGCGACUUCUUUAUGCUGACCAGACAAACGAUUCACUUCCUUCAGAUGUCCCAAUAAACAGUUCCAGUGUAACCAUCCGGUUAUAUAGCAGUGCCAGUAACUGGGACACGUAUGGUUUGCAGAGCAUGGUCUUCAGUAUCAAGAUAUCCAGCGACACAUCUGCAGGGUCUAUCGGCAACUUUGUCAUCGAAGAAAACACUUUCUUUAACAAUUGUCUAGGAGGAGUUAACAUAACUACAUUUGGACAGAGUAAUUGGGAUAUUAACAUCAAUAAAAACAUAUUUCACAGAAAUGGAUUUUUGACUUCCAACCGAGCUGAACAUUCCAAAGCAGCUAUUCGGCUUAAUAUCGCUGACACCAGUGCUACAUUGGCAAACAAUUACAUGGAAGGGAACCAUGGUGGCAUCCACGCCAGAACUCACAGCGUAUUCCAAAACAAUAAAUUGAACAUCUGGAGCAACCAGAUUAUCCUUACAACCAAGCAAGAGAGCAUUCAGGUGGUAGAAGUAGAAGAAGGUCUUCACACACAGCAAUGCAGUAUAGAUGGGAAUGUGAUAAAGCACGGACAGGGAGAUAGGUACGGUGAUGUCCUCCACCUGGACGGUGUGGUUGGAACCGUCACAAACAACUACAUCUACAACAACACGGGUCUUCAUGUGAUGUGGUGGACAACACCAGCCAAUAGGAACACGAGUGACGUCACCACUGACAACAUCAUAUACUACAACAUUGCAAGAGAUGCAAACAAUAUGGCGGCUAUAGUUGCUGGUGGCUCAUCAUCGAUUCUCCACGACAAUGUCUUCCAAAACCCUACAUUUACAUUCGAGAUGACAAGUGAAGGGUCCUCUUCAACUGUGAAUGCGUCUUCCAACUGGUGGGGUCUGACAGAGCAUGCGCAGAUCAAGCAGAGGCUACGAGAUAGGGGUACGGGGUUCCCCUACCCCGAGGUCUCUAUACACCCAAUCAUUGAUUCCAUGUCUUCUUAUCAAACAGGAUAA
This is a messenger RNA of Lingula anatina, 2265 nucleotides long. RefSeq names its product protein bark beetle-like. Gene Ontology annotation, cellular component: membrane; extracellular region. Gene Ontology annotation, molecular function: chitin binding. The record is from RefSeq and is a predicted model, not a curated record. Lineage: Eukaryota; Metazoa; Brachiopoda; Lingulata; Lingulida; Lingulidae. Gene Ontology annotation, biological process: cell-cell junction maintenance.